CUUGUUAGUCUGUGGCUCCACACAUUGCAUUGCUUUUGAGCACUUCAGCAAUUUACUUGUGAAUUUUAUAAAGCACUGGUGACUGCAAAGCAUGUAAUGAGAUGAUUCCUUGAACUUCACGCUGGUAUUCACUUUGACUGCUGCAAAUUCAUGGGCAUAUUCACAAUUGACACAUCCACUCUGUGGUGGCAUCCUAGGGAAUAGGGAUCAUUAUCUUACGAACUGCAACACAUGGAAGAUGAUAAGGGAAUGAUCUGACAUCUCCACUAGGAUAGUGAGGAAAUGGCCAGCUGUGUUUGCUGCUGCAAUGGUGAGGAACUUGGUUUCCGAAGGCACGGUGAGAACAUAAUUGUGGAACAGGGGUCAUUGGCUGAUCAUUUUGGAGGAUGCUAAUGGACUAGGGACCUUCCUAGCUUUCGUGGUGAACAAUAAUAUCUAGCUCUUCGGUGGCCUCUGCAAAUUCAGGAGCUUUUUUUUAAUAACAAGCAUAACUUUAUUUAGCAGCACCGUGCUGCAAGAAGGGAGAAGCACUCCCAUUGUACAGAAGUUAAUGCAACCCGUAGAGGGCAGGAAGUUACAUGAUCUUGAUUUGAGCAUGCAUGACCUGAUUGUAAGUGUUUGAGUUGGUGGAUAUCCUAGCCUGUUUUGCUAAAAGGUGAGCAGUGUGGUUUUGGUUCCUUGCAAUCUUGAAAACCUUCGGUCUAUUCCCAGAGUUGAAGUUGAUGAACUGUUUGAGUGAAGAAUUUGAUGGUCCAAUCUGGAGGUGAAGAGUGGUUGGAACCGUUGAACAAAGUCACCAGCUAUUGAAAAAAGGUGGACAGAGAUUGAGCAAUGAAGCCAGCAUUGCUGCUAGGCUAGUGCAGCUGCCUCAGCCAUUAGCACAGAAGUGGCGUUGGAGAUCAUUUCCUGAUUGUAAAUGGACUGUGCUGGGUGUGCCUGGGUGUUUAUGAUGAACACUCCAAGAUCAUCCCUCCUUGAUGAAGGACUGUUUUGAUCUGGGUCAAUGGAUGCAUCUGAGUAGCAUCUUGUUCCUGGUAGAAGAACCAGUAGCAUAGAACUAUACAGAGGUGGUGUCGAUGUGGUGCUGUCGCCGAUGAGUGUCCUGUGUGGAUGGUCGUUGGUGCUUCUUGUUCCCUAGGGCUGUGCCACCUGCGUUGAACCUUCAUUUGAUGGAAACAUACCAUGAUUUGAUUGGUGGAGGUUAUGUGCGCUGAAGUCAUCAUGUUGGUGUGGCUGUUGUUCCUUGGUUUGUUGAUCUGGUUCCUGCUCCUUUUGCAGCAAGUUUACUUUGAUAUCUGCCGCCACGACAUUAUGAACCUUUUGUCAUUCCUGGCUUUCCAGAUGUACCACAAAGUGGUGACUAGAACCUGCAUCUGUUCAUCUGAUGUUUGCUGAUCGAUCAAUAUUGGAAGUAUUUCCUGUACUUCAUCUUACUCAAGAUGGUAGCAUGGAAGAACACAGGAGGAUUUGCAGAACAAAUGAGCAUCAUUUCAGUGGUGUUACAAGUAGAAUAGUACUUACUUAUUUUAGUUGAGUACUUCCUGCUCUUUCACCAGCUGCUAUUGCUCGUCUGAUCAGCCUCCAAAGAAAGGUCUUGAUACAGGGUGGCAAGGUCUUGUGUUUCCAUGCUCUCUUGAGGAAUGUACAUAGCCUGAGAUGGAAAUGCUUCUGGAUCCCUGCAUUGGUAAUUGUACCUGGGAGUUUGAGUUUAAAAGCUCAUUAGCAGUGCAUAUACCUUUUGCCACUGGUUUCCAUCUUAUGAUGUCAGUCUCAUUGGAGGAACAGUUUGAAGCUGAGUGAUUUCUUGGGUGGCCUCAUGGCUGAAGAUGCUUGAGAUGAGGGGAGUGUUCCAAAUCUGAGUGUUCAGGAUCCAGAGUUCAGCCACAUUUAGAGGAAGAGAGGGCUGAGUGACAGGAAGAUUAAGAUGAGAGUGAAUGGAUUCCCAGAGGUUGCACCAUGGGGUCGACCAGAUGCUGGAGUUGCCUUGGUGGAUUUGGAUAAUGCAAUGUUGGUGAAGGGUAUCCUUGAGCUGCAGGAGAGGCCCGGAAGAUGGAUUUGGGUCUGUUGUUUUUGGCUGUCCAGAAGGAGUUGUCAGGGAAAUAUUUGGACAAUUGCAGUGAGAUAAGGGUCUUUGGCAGUAACAAUGUUCCAGGCAGCUUGUAGGAUAAGGCUUAUAUUUACAAUCCAAGCCCCCAUUAUCUAAAUUCAGGAGCACUGUAAGCUCAAUACCAUGCACUGUGCAGUGUACUGGAGCAGCUGAGUGUUCUCUUAUCAAUUGCCACACAUACGAGUGAAGAGAUGAUGGAUGAAUGAUUUGCCAUCUUCAUUGGAUUAAUGGAUUGUGAGGAAACUUGGUAUUUCUGCAACAUAAGAGGCAUUGACAGAUGUUUUAAAGCAUGGUAUUCAUGGCGAUUUUGGUGAUCGGCAAUGUUCUUGAGGGGCUUUGCGCUCACAAGUACGCCUAGCUGAAAACAACUUCUGUCAGCCGGUGAAAUGCCAUUCGAUGCACUUGCCUAACUGGCUCUGCAUUCUGGCAUUCAGAGGUGUUGUUUGUAUAGAACUUGUUAUCCUAACUUAUCUGAUUCUGUUAGUGUUUGAUUAUUAAUUUAUGACAAGGCAUAAUUUUCAACCAUCUUCAGAUGACGCUUGAAUUUAGAAACUAGCUCAUACUGCAGAAGCUGUUUAUACUUUAUACUUGAGAAGCAAGAAACCGUGAGUGUGACAACCAGAAUGAGAUCUAAAUCUGACGCAAUAGCCAGAAGAACUCAGGUUGGACAGUGUGGUCCGUUCCAUUGGGGGUUCCCUGGGGACCUAGACCAGAUGGCCGGGCUGUUCACCGAGCAGGCUGCUGUGUACGCCGCAGCACGCCCGGCGUACCCGAAGGAUCUGUUUGCCAAGCUCUCGGCGCUCACCGCUCACCACCGCCGCGCUUGGGACGUCGGUACUGGCAAUGGCCAGGCCGCCAUCGGUGUUGCUGAGCACUACGACAGCGUGGUGGCCACGGACGCGUCCGUGGAGCAGCUGCGGCACGCCACGCCACACCCCAGGGUCCGGUACCUGCACACCUCCGACGCCUUGCCGGAGGACGACCUCGUCGCCAUGCUGGGCGGCGAGGCCAGCGUGGACCUCAUCACGGUGGCUCUGGCCGUGCACUGGUUCGACCUCCCGGCGUUCUAUGGCGUGGCGUGCCGCGUCCUGCGGCGGCCCGGCGGGGUGAUCGCGGUCUGGGGAUACAACUACCGCAUGAGCCCUGUGGAGGACAUGAUGGCGCGCUUCUUCGACACCACGCUGCCCUACUGGGACCCCCGAGCUCGGUACUGCACUGACGGAUACCGGGACCUGCCGUUCCCCUUCGAGGACAUCGGGCUCGGGAAGGAAGGAGAGCCGGCGAGCCUCGACAUGGAGCAGGAGAUGUCGUUCGAGGGCCUGAUCGGCGUGCUGAGGUCGUGGUCGGCGGUGACAACGGCCAAGCAGCAGCAGGGCGUGGACCUGUUGGGGGAGCGCGUUGUGAAGGAGCUGGAGGAAGGGUGGGGAGGGGCAUCGCUGGUGAGGAAGGUCACCUACAAGGGCUUCCUGCUGGCAGGCACCCCGGGGCCCACGGCUGAUGAGUGAUGUUGUUCUUAGAGCAAGUUUAAUAAUACAGACCACUUGCUGGUCGUAAGGUUUUUUUGCAGCCUUCUCUUAGCUCACUCAUACAAUAGUUAGCUAUUUACUAUUAAUACAUGACCUAUUUAUCUUUCUUAAAAAGUUUCUCCUUUCUCUCCUCCCUUCUCUUCUCCAUCUCUUCUCUUCUCCAUCUCAGUAUUUAGCUGGCUUACAGGCCACUAUAAUACUUGCUCUUAGGGCAGUCCUAAUGCUAGAAAUUACAUGUAAUUUUUAUACCUACUAAUUUACACUACAUAUAGAAAUUAUGGUCUCAAUAGAUUGUUUCAGUAGAAUAAUUUUCUUAUCCAAUUACAUUCAUCCUCUCUCUCCA
This is a messenger RNA of Sorghum bicolor (sorghum), 3976 nucleotides long. RefSeq names its product putative methyltransferase DDB_G0268948. The transcript has 5 exons. The record is from RefSeq and is a predicted model, not a curated record. Gene Ontology annotation, molecular function: S-adenosylmethionine-dependent methyltransferase activity. NCBI's taxonomy places the organism in Eukaryota, Viridiplantae, Streptophyta, Magnoliopsida, Poales, Poaceae. The coding region runs from base 2731 to 3612 and encodes 293 amino acids.